Messenger RNA from Penicillium expansum, 882 nucleotides. RefSeq lists its product as uncharacterized. Lineage: Eukaryota; Fungi; Ascomycota; Eurotiomycetes; Eurotiales; Aspergillaceae. The transcript is spliced from 3 exons. The coding region runs from base 1 to 882 and encodes 293 amino acids. The record is from RefSeq and is a predicted model, not a curated record.
AUGGAGUCUUCAAAGGGGUGUUUAGAUCUUGAGUCCAACACCCAAUUUGAAUACGAUCCAUGGCUUCUUGAUGAUCACCCCCUACGAUCCUAUCCGACAGAGUGCAUUCCAGGCUUGUCGCUUUAUCUCGAUGAAUACUACGAAUCUAUCGGAAAGCGAAGGGCGAUUCUCUUCCGCGCUGGAUGCCUUAUCCUCGGAUGUCUAGCCGCAUUCCAAUGUCUCCGAUUUCUCCCAAUCAAUCUCAAACGGAUACUCGCGCCUCAUGCAUCCAUACCACACGCCCAGAUUCACCCCCAGAGUGGUGCGUGCACAUUCCCUACACUAGACACCCGACCACAUGCACUCAAGUCGUCUCUCGACGAAAGAUGUGAUGGCCUCCGAACGGCGGUCUGGAUGCACAACGGGAAGUUGCAGAUUGGAAAUGCAGUUGCGGAGACCGAGCCCGAGGACCUCCUGAAGCGACUCGGUCUUGACUCUCUUCUGGCGAAACUUGAACCUGAGAAUGAUGCUACCGCCCGGGCAUCUCUUAACCCCGAAAUUCCAAGCAGCUUUGAUGCUGGCCUGGCUGGGACUUUCCUUUUGAUGCUUGAUGCCAAGACAUCGCUUCAUGAACUGUACCCGUAUCUCGUAGAACAACUCGAUACUCUCCGGCAGAGGGGGUAUCUGUCCCAUUGGAAUGGGCAGAACGUUGUUCAGCGCCCUGUGACGGUCGUGGUCACUGGGGAGGCAUUCCCUGAGAGUGACUGUGUCAAUCAUUCGUAUGCUGACGUCUUCUGGUCUGCUGUACCAGAAGGAAGGUUUACAACGAGUGAUUUUACGAAGGAUGGCCUUCGACAUCUAUCGGCGCUUCCCAUCCACAGCAAGGAGGUUGAUAAGGGGUGA